Leptosomus discolor (cuckoo roller) is the source of this 710-nucleotide messenger RNA. NCBI's taxonomy places the organism in Eukaryota, Metazoa, Chordata, Aves, Leptosomiformes, Leptosomidae. The record is from RefSeq and is a predicted model, not a curated record.
GGAACUCUCUAAUUGUUGCAAUCACAACCAUUGACCCUGUCCUACACAAGUCCAUGUACUACUUCCUAAAGAAUCUUGCCUUUACAGAGAUCUGCUACAGUGUGAGCAGUCCCAAGAUGCUUGUGAUUCUGCUGGGGGAGAGAAAAAUUGUUUCCUUCAUAUCUUGCACCGUGCAGCUGAACUUAUGCCAUCCAUUGCAUUAUGCCACCAUGAUGAACAGGGAUUGCUGCUUCAAGAUAGCUAUUUGGUCUUGGCUGUCUGGUGUCCCUGUGGCUCUGAGCUACACCACAUAGUUAUUUACCCUGCCCUUCUGUGGGAGGAAUGCAGCUGAUAAUUUCUUUUGUGAUGUUUCUCCUGUGUUGAACCUGCUGUGUGCAGACACAGACUUGUUUGAACUAUUGGGUUUUAUUGCUAUUGUCAUAAUAGUGAUGAUUCCCUUUUCUCUGAUAGACAUCUCUUACCUUCACAUUAUCCAUGCUGUUCUUCAGAUACCCUUGGUUGUGGGCCAGAGGUGAGCCUUUUCCACUUGUGCAGCUCACCUGGUGGUAGUCACUCUUUUCUACAGCACCACCGGCAUCAUUCACCUACGACCCAAGUCCAGCCUCUCAUCCAACAUGAAGAAAAUGGUUUCCCUACCUUACACAGUAGUCACCUCCACGCUCAACACGAUCAUCUGCAGCUUGAGGAAUCAGGAAUCAACAAAAGCCUGA